Molecule: messenger RNA, 1275 nt
Organism: Aphanomyces astaci
Lineage: Eukaryota; Oomycota; Saprolegniomycetes; Saprolegniales; Verrucalvaceae
Exons: 1
Coding region: 1-1275 (424 amino acids)
Source: RefSeq, a predicted model, not a curated record
AUGGUUCUCAACAUUAACACCAUGCUCGAGCGCUUGCACGUGCAAAGCGACUCUGACCAGCUCUACCUGGAGGAGAGCAACGAUGUCUACGGCGACGUCGUGGCUGAGGAGAACGACGCCACGACGUACAACAAUCCCGUAAUCGAUCGCGUCAUUGAAGACAGCGGUGUUGACGGGUUUCGCACGCUGACCAACUUUACCCCCGACGAGUUCGACACCAUUUGGAGCGUCGUUGAGAUGGCUCUCCAAGCGCGCUGGCACGACGGCCGCGGCCGCAGGCCCUUGUCAACGCCGAAGGAUGCCCUCUUCAUGACCUUGGUCAUUCUGAAGUACUACCAAACGUGGCAGAAGCAUGCCCUGGACUUCGACAUUAAUGCCCCAACACUCGAGAAAAUGAUAAUACGUGUGGUCGACGUUAUCUCUCCAAUUAUCUACGCCCAUUUCGUCACGAUGCCAACCAUGGAGGCCCUGCGUGAACACAGCACGACGUUCCGCAACUACCCGUAUGCGAAGUACGCAACCGACGUCAAGUUCCAACCAUCCCACCGUCCGUCCGGUCGCUUCGGGGAGCAAAAACACUACUUUAGCGGCAAGCAUAAGCUCUACGGACUCAAGAUCGAAGCAUCCGUUUCUGCGCAAGGUCUGCUCGUGGAUAUGGGUCCCCACGAACCUGGAUCGGUUGCCGACCUCACAAUGUUCCGCAAGCGGCUGGAUGUGCACGUAACGAACCUGAAGAAGACACCUACGGAAGCAACCGUGAAUGACAAUGGUGAGCGCUUCCAAGCAUUCUCAACCAUGUGGGCGGUAUUUGUAGACAAGGGUUACUAUGGCCUGACUGCGUCGGUCCGCGCCAUCCACCAAAAGAAGCGUCCGUCGAAUGCUGCCCUUGACCGGCCUGACCUCAAGCGUAACUCGGUGGUCUCCUCUGAUCGCGUCAUCGUCGAAAACUUCUUCGGUGGCGUCUGCACGCUGUGGAAGAUUUCCUACAGCACCUUUGUUUGGGGCGAGAAAAUAUACGAUGGCAUUCAACGACUGACCUUCGCGUUGACCAAUUUCCAUGUUGGGCUCAUUCCCCUUCGGGACGACGACCUCCGCCAGAACCGUGUGGUUCUUGCUCGAUACGCGCGCAUGGCGGAGGAGAAGAAAUCUCAGCGUGCAGCGACACAAUGCCGCUACAUCCACCGUCGUGCAGAGAGACUCGCAACUGAGUCGAUGCGUUCUUCUUUGGUUGCCCGUGGCGCUUUCCUCUCUUCAACCGUCAACACCCGCCGCUAG